Molecule: messenger RNA, 1842 nt
Organism: Diabrotica balteata
Lineage: Eukaryota; Metazoa; Arthropoda; Insecta; Coleoptera; Chrysomelidae
Source: the annotation of a GenBank genome assembly
AUGCUUAAGAAAAUUUUAGUUUUGUGCUUGGCCAUUUUGGAUGAAAUACUAAAUAUUAUUGGCGUAAUUACUGCAAACAAUGCGUCCAUUUUACAGGGUGCAACAGUACGCAUUGUCACGGUAUUUAGUAACGUACUUCCCCCGCUACCGCCUGGUAUGCCGCCAUUUCCAAAUGACAUAGGCAAUGCUAUAACAGAAUGGUUAACUGUUAAUCAGAAAUCUAUAGAGGCAGCAAUUAAUAAAGCAUUUGACGGAUUAGACAAAUUCCCUGCUUAUCCAGAGGAGAUAAAUAUUGUUUCAAGUCCUUGGUUAAGGGAGCAUCAAGGUAUGCUUGUUCUUGCAAUUCUCAAGGUUUAUUCUCAAGUACCGCCGCCUCCAAAGGUUCCUGACAAUGGAAAUUGUGAAAUAGCACAAACUGUUAAUUUAGAUUUAACCCACGAAGUAACUAGCGUCGAAAUAUCUGACGAGUCCAUUGAAACCCAAACAGUUCGUGUAGAAAAAUCUUUAGACAAGAAAAAGGAAAAUAAUGACAACCAAAUUUUAAGCGUGGCAAAUUCCAUCAAAUCUAGCAUAAAUUUACAAACGUGUGCUGUUACAUAUGUCGCUGGUUAUGUUUACUAUAAGAUUAUAAAGAAUUUGAAUUGUAUUCAAUACCAGGAAGGGUUGCUAAAAGACAAUAAAACUCUCAAUAAAAGAGGAUUUUUUAGUAAUUCUGUUAAAGGAGUAGUUCAUAUAUUUUUUGAUUUUUGGGGAUCCCUCUUAAAAAAUGCUAAUGGUUUUAUUCAAAGUUUACUGACUGCUAACGUCUUUAAUCCGGCGUUUUCAACACUAGAAGAUAUUAGCCGUCUACUCACAAUAAUAGCUACUACCGUAGAAGAGUUUGCCGAAUUCUAUUCAAAGGCUCUUGAUAAGUUAAAAGAUGCUAUCAUAAAUGCAGUAGUUCCUUCAUAUCCAGUGACAAAACUUGAAACCAUAGCAUCUAGCAACAACUUUAUAAUCUUUCUAUCGACUAUAAGCGAUGCUAUUACUGUAGUAGUACAUUUUUUUAGCAAGAUUAUAGAUAUUUUGUUAAAAACAUCAGCACAACUACCCUUCACGUCCAGUAUAGAGAAUGCCAUUAAGACAGUUUACGAAAAAGGUUUUGAUAUCUUAUACCAAAUUAUAUCCCAAUUCGAAGGCAUUGUUGAAAAGUUUUGGUCACUUUCUUUACCAGGUUCUCUGGGAUCAAUUGUGGGAGACUUAUGGGAGGGUAUUGUCAAAACAUUUUUAGUGCUUGGAGACGGCCUUAUUGAUAUAAGUCGACAGUUUUUGGAAUCAUUUCCAACUAUACCCAAGGAUAUAGCAUAUAUAAAUAUACUUAUAGCCUCUCUUAAUGGCAUAGACGAUGGUGCCUAUUCAAUAUUUACAUUUAUAAACCAGAUUCAAAAUAUUUUUGCAAAUCUUCAAAUACCGAAGUUGCCAUUUAUACCCUAUUUUGAUCUAGCUUCAUUCCAAAACAUAGCUGCAUUUGGUGUUGAGUCAUUGUUCGAUGUUACAAAUGCCAUUUCUGAUGCACUGCCGGGUCUUUUGGAUGGAAAUAAUUUCUUUUUAUCCAACGAUAUCGGUAAACUACUCUCAUCUAUAACAUCUAAACUAUUCCCAAAUUUGGGUUUGCCGGUAAUUAGCGGUGGUCCAAUAGAAAUAUAUACGGUAACCACAGCAUCAACUACUACUAGUACUACUCCACUACCAAUUAACGUUGGACCCUGGUGGGACCCUAGUGGAGCUUCAUACCCAAUGUUUGGUACUAUUGGCCCUAAUGAUACAGCGCCAACUUUCCCUGAUUUGCCCAUAUAUCGGUAA